GGAACCUUGGUGGCGGCGUGGCAGCCGCCCGGGCCCGAGCGCUGUGGCACGGCGGAGGCGGUGCCGGUCCCCACGUGUGCGCGGCGCGAUGGCGGCGGUGCCGGCGCUCCCGGGGCUCCAGGGCAUCCAGACGUGCCUCAGGGUGGCCGGAGCGGCCGCGGCGCGCCCCGAGUGCUUCCUCAGUGUGCAGGAUGGGCUGGCUGCCGACUUCAGAGCAAUGACGAAGACUCUCUACGAUUUGAAUAAAGGAAGUAACAUUGUUCGUGGGGGCCCUCUAAAAGAGCUGGUAAUAGAAAAUUUUGAUGAAGAACAGAUUUGGCAGCAACUAGAGCUCCAGAACAACACAGUUCUCAAUUUCUUCAAGAAAUCCAUUGCAAGGGAUGCCGAGGAUGAAGAUCUUUGCCUUCUCUCAGACCAGGAAGAGGAUGGCUCUGGUGCAGAGACCAGCAGUGACAAGGAGUUGGAAGACAACAUAAUGGAAGUGGAAACUGAACAGAUGAAUGUUUAUACAAAAGAUAAAGAUAAAAAUAAAACUAAAGCUAAAGAAAAACAAAGUAAACUCAGAGAAAGCAUAAUGCAGAAAGACAGUGAUGAGGAUUCUGAUAUUGACUUUGAUAUUGAAGCUCUGGAGCAACAAGCUAAAACAGCCAAGGAAACCACACUGAGAAAGAAGGGAAGGAAAUCUGUAGUGGAUGAUAAGUUUUUUAAGCUAGCUGAGAUGGAAGCUUUUUUAGAACAUGCAGAGAAGGAAGACAAUGAAGAAGAAGAAGAUGAUGACAUUAAUUAUUUUGAAGACAUUAUCUCAGAUGAUGAGGAAGACUCUGAAGAAGCUAAAGUCAAACCAAUUAAAAGUUCCAGAGAUAUGACAUACAAAGAUUUCUUUGAUCCAGUUGAUGAUGAUGAUGGUGAUGAUGAUUUAGUAGCUAAUGAUGCUGAAGAGGAUCAGGAAGAGGAAGCAGACAGUGCCAUUGAAGAGCAAAAUGAAGAAAGUAUGUCUGAGUUUGAGGAUAUGGAUGAAAUGGUGGAGCACAUGAGAAGUAAAGAAGCUUCUAAAAAAGUAACUUUCAGUUUGCCAGAUGACAGUGAAACAGAAGAUGGAACUGAAGCACAAUUAGAGAAGGACAUCAGUCCCAGUGAAAUAAAGUCCUCAUUUGAGAAGAGACAGGAAAAGAUGAGCAAAAAAAUAAAAAGCUUGGAAGAAGCACUGUUAGAGGAGAAGCCCUGGCAGCUGAAAGGAGAAGUGACUGGGCAGAAGCGCCCUGAGAACAGCCUUUUGGAAGAAACAGUGCUCUUUGACCACGCAGUGAGAAUGGCACCUGUGAUCACAGAAGAAACGACUUUUCAGCUUGAAGAUCUCAUUAAGCAGAGAAUAUUGGAUGAGGCAUGGGAUGAUGUAGUACCAAAAGAGAAACCCAAAGAGGAAGCUUUUGAGUACAAGAAGCGGAUCAGUUUGGAUCAUGAAAAGAGUAAACUGAGUCUGGCUGAAAUCUACGAGCAGGAAUACAUGAAACUUCACCAGCAAAAGACUGAAGAGGAAGAAAAUCCUGAACACAAAGAAAUUCAGGAGAUGAUGGAUUCACUCUUCCAGAAGCUGGAUGCACUUUGUAAUUUCCACUUCACACCCAAACCACCGGUGCCAGAAGUUAAAAUCGUGUCCAACCUUCCAGCUAUAAGUAUGGAAGAAGUAGCACCAGUUGCUGUUAGUGAUGCUGCUCUCUUAGCACCAGAGGAGAUCAAGGAAAAGAACAAAGCUGGUGAUGUAAAAACUGAUGCAGAAAAGACUUCCACAGACAAAAAACGAGAACUGAGAAGGAAAAAGCUCCGCAAACGUAUGAAGCGAAGGGAAAGGGAGAAACGUCAGAAGCUUCUGGAAAAGAUGAAACCAGAACAAGGCACAAAACUCAGCAAGAAAGCUGCUGCAGCAAAAUUAAAAAGGCUUGCCAAAGAAGGCAAGGCAUCUCUGCUCAAGGAUGAAGGUAAAGACAAGGCCUUGAAAUCAUCCCAGGCCUUCUUUUCUCAGCUGCAAGAUCAAGUGAGAAUGCAAAUCAAAGAUGCCAGCAAAUUAAAAAAGAAACAGAAGAAGGAGAAAGCAAUCUCUGUUCAUAAACUAAAGUUGUAAUUUACCUUUUUUAUACAGGUACAUACAUAUAUACAUCUUGUAUAUAUUAAAUUUUUUUUCUGAAUUUGA
Zonotrichia leucophrys gambelii is the source of this 2188-nucleotide messenger RNA. RefSeq names its product M-phase phosphoprotein 10 (gene MPHOSPH10). NCBI's taxonomy places the organism in Eukaryota, Metazoa, Chordata, Aves, Passeriformes, Passerellidae. The record is from RefSeq and is a predicted model, not a curated record. The coding region runs from base 89 to 2119 and encodes 676 amino acids. Gene Ontology annotation, biological process: rRNA processing. The transcript is spliced from 11 exons. Gene Ontology annotation, cellular component: Mpp10 complex; small-subunit processome; sno(s)RNA-containing ribonucleoprotein complex.